UCCAAGAUGGGUACUCGGACCAAUGCCCCUUUAGCCUUCAGCCUGCUUUGGGGUGCUCUGCUAUGCAGGGCGACAGUGGGACGUGGAGCUUUGGACAAUGUCCAGAAAUUUUCCUCACUACCAACAUAUCUACCUGUAAGAUACCAGAUCUUGAGUGCCGAUACGUCAUUCUUCCUCAAAGAAGCCAACCAGGACUUCAUGAGAAACUCAAGUCUGCAGUCUCGGAUGGAGACCUUCUUUACGUAUAAAGCCAAGAGGACGCCGGUGAUCAAUGCUAGCUACGGGCCGUUCUCGGUAGAGCACACUGUGCCCCAAGAUCUGCUGUUAAACUCCAACCUGUUUGGGUCCACCAGCAAGUUUACAUUCAACUGGAAACUGAAAGCUUACAUCAUGAAUGAAAAAGUCUAUCUCAGCAAACCCAAGGUCCAGGUUUUGUUCUACAUCGUCGGAAGAGACUGGGACGAUUAUACUUCGAACGAACAGCUGCCUUGCAUGCGGGUUUUUGCGUUUCGGGAAACGCGGGAAGUCCGGGGCAGUUGCAGGUUAAAGGGUGACCUGGGGUUAUGCGUCGCUGACCUGGAACUUCAGCCCACCUGGUUUAGCCCCCCGACGGUUGUCACCGGCCGCAAGAAAGCACCCGAUCCUUCCGACCCAAGCUCCAUUGAGCUUUACUACACCAUCCAGCCCGGCGAUGAGAACGGGGAGUGCACCACGGAGGACAUCAGGAAAGGGAAUGCCAUCCGGCCAGGGAAGGAAGGGACGGGGGAAACCAUGUCUCACUUGCAGAGGAUUGGCUCUGUCAGCCUCUAUGGGACCACAGAGAGCUCUCAGCUGACGGAGCUGCGCCUGGAUGGCAACGUGGUCAUCUGGCUGCCGUCCAAGCCCAUCAAACAAGGAGAAGUCGUGAGCGCUCGGGUGACCGUCAGUAGCAACAUCACGGUGGACCAGUUCAUCCUGAGAGCAAAAGUGAAGAAAGGGGUCAACAUCCUCAGUGCCAAAGCAAGCGACCCGCAUCAAUGGGACGUGACCCAGGAGGUGGGGAACGGAGGGAAACACUCCACCACCACCGUGAUGUGUCAGAGAAUAAGCCAGAGUUCAAAAAACAGAAAUAAUAACAACAACCUAUUCAGUGAGGUGGUGCAGUUGAACUUUGAAAUAGCCAGCUUCAGCAGCCUUUCGGGGACCCAGCCGAUCACCUGGCAGGUGGAAUAUCCCCGAAAGAGGACAACAGACACAGCCCUCUCUGAAAUCUUCAUUUGCCAAAAGGAUCUUGUGGGGAUCGUUCCUCUGGCAAUGGAUACAGAGAUCCUAAACACAGCAAUCCUCACAGGGAAGACUGUCGCCAUUCCUGUCAAGGUGGUCUCCAUCGAAGAGAACAGUGCCGUGACGGACAUUUCCGAGUCUGUCGAAUGCAAGUCCUCUGCUGAGGAUGUUGUCAAAGUUUCUGACCGGUGCGACUACAUUUUUGUCAAUGGCAAAGAAGUGAAAGGCAAAGUGAACGCUCUGGUGAACUUCACCUACCAGUACUUGAGUGCCCCCCUGCUGGUCACAGUGUGGGUGCCCCGCCUCCCUCUUCAAAUUGAGGUCUCUGACACCGAGCUGAGCCAAGUAAAGGGCUGGAGGGUUCCCAUUGUUCCCAACAAGAGGCAAACCAGAGACAGCGAUGACGAGGAUGAAGAUGAGCGGAAGGGGCGAGGCUGUGCUCUUCAGUACCAACAUGCCAUGGUGCGAGUUUUCACCCAGUUUGUAGCCGAAGACGCCAGUCCCUGGGGCCAGCCGAGCUACCUGCUUGGCUCCGAUUGGCAGUUUGACAUUACGGAUUUGGUGGCCAACUUCAUGAAGCUGGAGGAGCCUCACGUGGCCCAGCUGCAGGGAGGCAGGAUUCUGAUUGGCCAGGAGGUUGGCAUGACAAUGGUCCAGGUCCUCUCUCCGCUGUCGGACUCCAUCUUGGCAGAGAAGACAGUGACGGUGUUGGAUGACAAAGUGACCAUCACAGAUAUGGGGGUGCAGCUGGUCGCAGGGUUGUCGCUCUUUCUUCAGCCCAGCGCAGCGAGCAACAGGGCGAUCGUGGCAACCGCUGUGGCCCAGGAGCUUCUUCACACACCCAAACAGGAAGCCAUCCUAAGCUCGUGGAUCCAGUUCAGCGAUGGCUCUGUGACUCCACUGGACAUUUAUGAUCCCAAAGACUUUUCCCUCUCUGCAUCAUCGUUGGACGAAUCUGUCAUUUCAGCUCGCCCAGGUUCUACCACGAAAUGGCCAGUGGUGGCAGCAGAAGGGGAAGGACAAGGCACGUUGGUCAAAGUGGACAUGAUGAUCUCCGAAACUUGCCAGAAAUCCAAGAGAAAGAGCGUCCUGGCGGUGGGCAACGGUAGCAUCAAGGUGAAAUUUGGCCAGAACGACGCCAACUCCCAUGGCAUCAGCGAUUAUGACGCCGAUGAGAUCGAAAACCAUGCCAGUGACCGAAGGCAGAAGGUGCUGGACCAAGAGCGGUAUGGCCAAGAUGGACGAUACUAUGGGAGCUCUUCCGCUGAACGAGAAGAAGGCACUGUGCGGAAAGUCAGCACCACGGCAAAAUCUAUGAUCAAAGGCAAAGUACUGAAGAGCAACCUGGCUGGAGAAAAGCUCUCAGAUGAUGGGCAGUUGCAGAACAUCCCCAUAGACUUCACCAACUUUCCAGCUCAGAUCGACCUCCCCAAAAAUGAUGAAGGCAUAGACGACAGCAACCUAGUGCAGGCCCCGAGGGGACUCAGUGAUCUGGAGAUUGGGAUGUAUGCUCUCUUAGGGGUCUUCUGCUUGGCAAUUCUUGUCUUCCUGAUCAACUGUGCCACCUUCACGCUGAAAUAUCGGCACAAGCAAGUUCCAGUGGAAGGGCAGGCCACCAUGAGCCACUCCCAUGACUGGGUGUGGCUUGGGAAUGAAACCGAACUGCUGGAGAACCAAGUGGAAAUUUCGUCCCCGCAGGACGAACGCACGACGAACGUCGACCGAGGGAUAGACUUGGAGGAGAGCAACCAGCUCCUCAACGGGAGCAUGCCAAAAAGUAUACAGAGCCAGCUGCACAAGUCAGCUGACUUAGGGGGCAAACAAGGGAAAGAGCAAAAGCUCAAUCCCCCCUUGCACUCACCCACCUCCAAGCGAAAACGGGUCAAGUUCACCACCUUCACUACAAUCCCUCCGGAUGACAGCUGUCCGACCGUCAACUCCAUCCUCAACUGCAACGAAGAUGACAUUAAAUGGGUUUGCCAAGAUAUGAACCUCGGGGAAACCAAACACUACAUGGAGAAGCUCAAAGAAGAAGCAUAGCCCUGGAUCUCAGGUUGCUUGGGGGGGGGGGGGUCGCAAACCACACCUUGAUGCCUUCAGUUGUAUCAGGAAAUGGGGAAGAGAAUGGAGGGUCGGCGGACUAAAUCGUCUUGAAAGCAAGGCGGAUUUUGUAAUCAGGGAGAGAGGUUUGCUCAGCCUAUCCGGGAGAGACAGCAGUCUUUCCCCCUUCCUCCCCUAGAUGACAGAGUUGGAAGAAGAAGCAGCGAACUGGCCCAUCUAAUAAACUCGGAUGAGAUGACAUUUAAGGGUCAAGGAUAGCUACACAGAGACGGUUAAGGGUCAAGGAUAGUUACACAUGGACAGUUAAGGGUCAAGGAUAGUUACACACGAGGUACCAAAAGUAUUCUUUCUUUUCUUUUCUUUUUAAAGGAAAAUUAUGGGUUUUUUAAAACGAAACUUGUUUAUAUUUCUAAUAAAAUAUCAAAAAUAUGAACGGGAACUGGGAAGAAAAAGAGCAAAGUAUGUGUCACCCGUCUCCUUUCCAUUCCUGCCGCUGGAAUGAAGCCAGGAUGGUGGGCAGAGCAGAGAUGGAAUAGCAUUUUGUUUUUCCCGAUUUCGUCCCCUGCCCCAAAAUCCUGAAGCUUGUUCUUUCCGACAUCCUCUCUUUCUCCACCACUCUGCCCUUUAUAUGUUAUUUCUGAAGCAUGCCAAUGGGAAUUAAAAAUGUUCCAAGCCU
Molecule: messenger RNA, 4000 nt
Organism: Heteronotia binoei (common prickly gecko)
Lineage: Eukaryota; Metazoa; Chordata; Lepidosauria; Squamata; Gekkonidae
Gene: TMEM132C
Product: transmembrane protein 132C
Exons: 9
Coding region: 7-3303 (1098 amino acids)
Source: RefSeq, a predicted model, not a curated record